AUGAAAUCAUACUCUACUUUACCUAUUUUAGUCUCUCGCUACAUAGAAAUCAAGAAAUUAUCAAAAGCCCCUUCAUAUGCUCCAUUUGAAGUUGAAGACAACCCUCUUCUAGACGCUUCCUUGCCCGCUGACGAUCCUUGCACAAUUCCAUUUAAUGUGUUUUAUUCUGGCGAAUACAUAUCAGACGGCUUUUACACCGCAUGAGUACAUGUCCAGCCUCCUCUCGAAAUCCCAAGACUUUCCAUAAUAAAAGUCUGCCAUUGGAGCCUUGACUUAGAACCCAAGCUGAUUUUCAAUAUAAAAAAGGUCAAAAUUAUCUCAAACGCAUGCACAGAAAAGUCUUUCCCAACAAUCCCAAUUGAGCGAAAUCCAAGAGUAUCAGAUUUUCUUCAUUUGUUACACUAUAUGAAUAUUAAAGAAAAAGCAAAGCAAAUCCCAUGCGAACCGUCUGAUCAAUUUGGACAUAAAAACGUGUCUUCUUCUUUUAUGUCAGACGCACCAGAUUCGCAGCAGUCUUUUGAAGAAAUUGAAAGGCCUGUUAUCAGCAAUAUAAAACCAGUCACAAUUGGCACAGGACAAUUAAGCAAAACUAAGGCAGACUCAUUUAAACAAUCUCGUGUUGUGAAGACUCCACAAGGCUCACAAGAUGAUUUAAUUUCUACAUUAAACAGACAAAGAUCAGCAGAAAAGCCAACAGUUCCAGCAGCAUCUUUUAUAAAUACUCCAGCAGCCCCUAAAGUGCUGCCUUGAAGCACAAAACCGCAGUCUGAAAAAGUUCCGGAAAAUCCUAUAGAGUCUGCUAUAAAAGAAAUUGGUAUGGAAAAAUUCCCAUUUUGGGCGUUAGAAUACUUGAGCAUAGUUUAUAAGCAGUAA
Molecule: messenger RNA, 873 nt
Organism: Blepharisma stoltei
Lineage: Eukaryota; Ciliophora; Heterotrichea; Heterotrichida; Blepharismidae
Source: the annotation of a GenBank genome assembly